AUGCCACCCAUUAAGGCAGCAAGCAGCGCUAGUGCCGCUGCCCUUCUUGAGCGGUCAGGAUACUCAACCUCCUUCGUUGGUUUUGGCAGUGGCGCUACCAACGUUUUUGAGGUGGCCGCUGCUGCCAAAGCAGGUGUGGCUUGCAAAGAGCUCGAUCCUGAUGUGGUUCUGAUAUUGAGGAAACUAUCCAAAAAGGAUCCUCAAACUCGGGAGAAAGCCCUUCGAGAACUUCUCGUUUGUCUGAAAGAAAAGGAUCGAGAAAUGUUGGAAAUUUGCUACAAUCACUUCGCUACUCUCAUGGACAAACUCAUUGUUGAUGGCAGCCCCACCGUACGUAUGUUAUCUUUGCGUGUUACCUCUUUUUUCAUUUCGUCUUUGAAAAAAGCAGCUGAGAAACAGCUCAAAGUUGUUAUGCCUAUGGUACUCAUUGCAACCUGUGAUACUAGUCUUUCUGUUUCUAACCAAGCUGAAGCAGUUCUUUCGGAAAAUUUCCCUGGUGAGAAGGCUUCACAAGCGGAGUCCAUUUUUGCUGCCGACACGGCAAACUUAGCCAUCGACAUCAUAGCUGGUCGGCACGCGCUGGUUCAAUCUCAAAAGUACGAUUGCGAAGAUUCUCCUGAACAAAGGGUUUCACGCUUGACCGUACAAUGCCUACUAGUCAUUGCUCGCUUGGCACAGUCUGCCUCAAAUAAUACUCAGUUCAAGGAGGUCUUGGAAAGUUUUUUUAAGCAAACUGCUGUUAUAAAGAAUCUAACGAAAGGGAUCCCAGCGGUGAAAUCAGCCCUGUUGGGAAUCUGCUUGAAAGCGACAGAUUGUGUACCGCUGUUACUGGAUACCCCCUUGGCAUCGUGGAUCAUCUCAAAUCUCGAUUCAGCGGAUUCAUCUAUUUGUACGAAGGCAUUCGAAGCAUUUACAGUUCUAUUGUCAAAUGAGAGGUUCUAUUCAAAGUUUGAUGUGCAGAAGUCUGUCGUUCCCAAACUCCUGUCUGUAGUGAGACGUAAAGAAGUGCACUGGCGCCACGCUUCGAAGUUUUUCUUGCCAUCUUAUGCAGUCCUGGUUCCGCAUGUGAACGACCAAGCUAAAUUCAUCAAGUCGUUCUUGGAAUCGUUUAUCGACAACCUUCCCUUUGAAAUUGGAGGAUCUAUGUCAUUUUGGGCAGAAUCAUUCGCUGAAUGUGUCAAGUUCACUUAUUCCAACAAAGAGACUGUCGCUGAGACAACGGAUCUCAACAUCGUCGAAGUGCUGCUUCAAAGUGUUGAACUCGUACGAGAGGAAUCCAGUGAUUGUCAAGAAACCAUCACAAGUUUACUAUUGUGGUUGCUGGAGAGAAAUGUACUUCCCCUGGAGAACACCACCUUCUUACUAGACUCAUUGCAGCUUAACCUCAUGAACAAGCGACCUCAAAGUGACACAACUUGCGUUUUGUUGGUAGCUUCCGCGUCAUGGUCUUUAAGAGAGUUCCACGGUGCUCUACUACGCGUUCCACCGCUUCAUCCUGACUUCGUCAAGCCAUUGCUCACUUGCACUGAUGAGUAUCUGGAACACAUAGACAAGAGUGUGAAUCUUCUUUCUGCCUUGGGUAAAGAAUCAAGGCCUUCGCUCGUGUUUGCGCAAGUGGUGUUGCGAAUUUUACGGAGAAAUCCUGAUAAAGUAAAGGAACUCAAUCUAUUAUCUUCGAGUCUCACUCCGUUAAUCCUUACCGAGAUUUCCUCCGUUGAUUGGCCAAUGAUUUCGUCCAGUUUGGGUAUAGAACUGAUACCUUGCUUGAAAAAGAUCAUAGCGCAGUGGGAGAAGGAGAAGAAUCACCCUGCCAUUUGCAAGGUGUUAGGGAUGAUUGAGGUUGCUGAACGGGGCGAGGUGCUCUCUGCAUUGCUCAACGACUCCUGUUCCAUACAGUUUAUUUCGGAAUUACUGAACACGUUAGAGCUUCCGGAAGACUUGACGGCUGAAUGCUCACGAAUUUCCUUUCAUUCGCUCUUUAAUAAUGAUGUAUCUGAUGAAGAAAUCGACUCUGUGCUACAAACUCUUUCACGUUUUCCUCCAUGUGAAUUACUGGUCCGGGAUGCGCUGUUGUCUUACCUCGAUGAGUCAAUGUCUUCCAAGCCCUACUCGCUGGCAAGCUUGAAUCGAAUCGGAUUGGUGUGUUCACAGUUGCUGUAUUCUGACAGUCGUUAUUGUGCUCUUCUGCCCUCACAAGAUGAACUGCUGACGAUGUUAACAGAUUUCGACACAUAUGUCACAAAUGAUGUAUUAGCCAAGUAUGGGCUUUUUGGUGAGCCUUUUCAUAAUGAGAAGGAACCACCCGGCUCCGAAGAGCAUCUGCUGACCAGUCUCGAGAAAUCGGCUCGUAGAGCCCUCAUCUACCUCUCUAUCGAUUGUGAAGAUAAAGCUCAUGAUGUGUCUCUGGCUUAUGCUGCUGCAGUAUUCCCUAUUGCUCAAAUGUUUUAUGAUACUCGAUGGCGAUGCGAUGUUAUACCUGAAGUCAUAUCUGAUACCAUAAAUCGAUGGCAUCAAACAUUCCAGUCAUGGAAUGAACCUGAAAAGAAAGUGGCCUGGUUUUGGGCAUUGCACAGUGAUUGCUCAGAGCUAAAGCUCGGGUCACUGGAGCAGUGGAUAACGAGGUUCCACUUUGAGUCUGAAUUCAACUUCCUGUCGCAAAUUUAUGAGCAUAUUCAGUCUGAUGCCUCUGAAUGGGAGGAUUCCAUAUUUAAUGCCAGCUCUCUAGACUCUUCCUCAUGGCGAAUAAGCGCACUAUGUCUGCUUGCUGCCUUAAAUCACAUAGAUGAAGUGACUUUGCCUUCUCUACCACCAGAAUUACUUGAUUUUAUCAUGUGCGGAGCAGUAACAGCAUUGGAUAGCUGUGAUGAACGUAUGGACCCCAAGGGUGAAAAUCCAGCCCAACUAGAGUCGCUGGCUGGCCUAGCUCUGAUGCUGUUCAAUGAAUGUGACAAACUGAGUUGUCAUAAUUAUGGUAACUCGUUUGAUACGGAGUGGCCAAACUUCUUCCUUCCAACAAUGGCGCGUAUUAUUGUGCGGUGGUUUACGUUCCUAAAAGCUGACAGUCGACCAACAUUCUUUGUACGAAGUUUGGUGGACGCUUUGUUACGCAUUAAACAAUUACCCGACGAAUUGGCUCUUAAAACAAAACUUUGUCCAGAGUUGGACAAAUUUGGGUAUGACCCUAUUCGCCAGACCUUGAUAAUACAUGCUGAGGAUCUUCUUCCUUCGGAUAGUGUUUUUAUCCGGUUCGCAGCCUUACACAUGUUGAGGAUUUUAUCUCCAAUAAUGUAUAAGCAAGAAAAUGGUCAAUGGAUGGAGGAAGAGAAGGUUUCAUCUACUGGGCCACGCCAUUUAGUGAUACCAGACACGCUGGCGCGUAUGAUUGAUACAGCAACUGGAUGGCCAUCAAUAAUGGCCUUCGAUGCUGCCUUGAUGCCGCUUUCGACGCGUGUGGUUGCGGUGCGCUGCCAGGCAUUUCUGUUGUUAGAUAGUAAUCUUCUUGUUAGUACUAUCAUCGAAGAAGACGAUCACCGCUUUCAAUAA
Molecule: messenger RNA, 3543 nt
Organism: Haemonchus placei
Lineage: Eukaryota; Metazoa; Nematoda; Chromadorea; Rhabditida; Trichostrongylidae
Source: the annotation of a GenBank genome assembly